Molecule: messenger RNA, 2238 nt
Organism: Aspergillus niger
Lineage: Eukaryota; Fungi; Ascomycota; Eurotiomycetes; Eurotiales; Aspergillaceae
Exons: 4
Coding region: 1-2238 (745 amino acids)
Biological process (GO): DNA-templated transcription; positive regulation of transcription by RNA polymerase II
Molecular function (GO): DNA-binding transcription factor activity, RNA polymerase II-specific; sequence-specific DNA binding; zinc ion binding
Source: RefSeq, a predicted model, not a curated record
AUGACAUCGGACAAUCAUCACCGACAAUAUCAUGUACAAGCCAACCUUUUCAUCAUUGAACCCUUCUUAAGUCUCUGCUACUUACUACAGCGCAUCUGGCUGACUGCUACAAUGCAGAGGAAGAGAAUACUCCCAGCCCGACAUCCCCGAUAUCGAACGGCCCCACGAGGCCGGAUUAUGACCGCAUGUGCUCGGUGUCAGAAACGGAAAAUCCGAUGCGACGGGGUUACUCCCGUCUGUGGGGGGUGCCAACGAGCCCAUGUGGACUGCGUCGAAGGAGUUUCUUACGUCGAUGAGCUAGAAGCACGAAUCGAAUGGCUAGAGUCCAUCAUCCGUGAGCACCUGCCACACUUUGACCUCUGCAAACCUGAUGAGCCUGAGAGAAGUACUCGCUUGGAUCGUCGUCAUGGCGGCUCGGUCAGCAGAGUAUCGAACCAAUCUUCUGCUUCGGAAGCACAUCCUUCCCAAACCAAUAACAAUAAGGAUGACUGGGGCCCAGCCCGUGAUAUCACCGAUCAGCUCGGACUGAUCUCGAUCAACGCAGAGGCAGAUCUUCGUUAUCUAGGCCCUUCCAGCGGAUUAUUCUUCACCAGGUUCGUGCUGACCGGCCUUGGACGAAGAGCCGAACUGGCACCAGAAUCAGUAUCCCCAUCCGGGGAAACCAACUUCAUCCCUGCCGAACUUCUCGACAUUCAGCCCAAAGACCUGCCAUCUGAUCUAAACCAGGCCCAGUGGUUGACCCAGGCAUAUUUCCAAGCGGUUCAUGGACAAUUUCCCUUUCUGCAUAGACCAUCUCACCUGGAGCUUCUGCAAAGAGCCUACAAUGGUAUCGAACUCCUGCCCAUCGAUCAAUUCCAGAUCUAUAUGGUCCUGGCCAUCGGCGCCACUAUUCGAUCACGACAAUUGAAAGUGCUGCUUUCAGCAGAAGGAUACUGUGCCUCGGCUAUCGUCCAUCUGGACACCAUCUUCCAGAAGUCGUCGGUGCGCGGCGUACAGUGCAUGCUGCUUUUGCAAAUGUACACGUUUCACAAUCCUUCCUCGGCAAUCAGUCUGUGGACUUUGCAUUAUCACUGUCUGGCUCACGUGUUGGAACUCGGUUUGCAUCGCAAUUUUCGUGGCUCUGCCUUCACUGAGUUUGAUCAAGAGAUGCGCACCCGGGUCUUCUGGUGCGUGUAUACGAUGGAUCGCUACCUUUGCACCUCGCUCGGUAGGGCGAUAGGCAUUAUGGAUGAGCAGUGCGAUCUAAGAUUACCACGCGACAUCAACGACGAGGACCUACAACCAGAUCAACCGAUCCCGACUCAACAAUCCUUUACAACAAUAAAAGACAUGUCCAGCGCAAUCCACCUCUUUAAACUCGCCCGAUUCAGCGCCGAGAUCAAAUGCGUUCUAUAUUGCAUCGACCGAAAUUAUCCCCCCUACACUCAGCCCACCAUCACAGACCCCAACCACUGGCAACAAGAUAUGCUCCACCGUCUGCAUGAGUGGAAAGCAGCCAUCCCUCACCAUCCUCCCCAAAGCCCAGUGUACUACAUGAACAGUCUGCUCGAGAUCAAAUACCACGAGCUAGUGAUGUUGGCCGUACGCCCCAGUCCUCUCUUCCCAUAUCCUUCGAGGUCCUUGGUUAAACUAUGCUUCGACUCCGCCUUACAAUGCACAGGACUUUACCAUCAGCUAUAUGUUACCAGUACGCUGCACUAUAACCGAACGAUCGUCCAAUCGCUAUUCCUGUGCACGGUUACCCUCUUUUAUUGUAUCUGGGCGCCAAACGGGUUAGGAGAGGAAGAAACGACCCUCGACACCGUCCUACACUCACUGAAGUCCGCUUCAGACAUCCUCAGUGCCGCCGGAGAAUAUUGGCUUGAAGUGAAACGAACUCGCGAUGUACUAGAUUGCAUCACCAGGGCUACGAUGCGGCGGUUUGCUCGGAGACUUGGUCAACCAUCGGCAAGCUUUUCAUCAGGGAAUAGCGGGACCUUGCAGAGAAACAGCGUUCAAGAGCCAUCGAUAGUGGACUUGCCUACUACGAUCUUGAAUGAUAGGCCGAGUACCGAUGACAUCACUGCUGAUGAUUAUGGGGCAGGGCAGGUCUUAAAUGAUCCGUACUAUGUGCCGGUGCAGCAGCCCAAUGCUACACCUGAGUUCAUGUCUUUCUUUAUGGAUCCUCAGCCCGAGUCGGCGAUGGAGUUGUUGGAUUUCUCGUGGGAUGUGUUUGGUGGGGUGGAUGAUGUGGCGUAG